This is a messenger RNA of Balearica regulorum gibbericeps (East African grey crowned-crane), 831 nucleotides long. Lineage: Eukaryota; Metazoa; Chordata; Aves; Gruiformes; Gruidae. The record is from RefSeq and is a predicted model, not a curated record.
AAGCCCAUGGGAUUAGUUGAAGGUCCAGGAGGCCUGGGCCAGGGGGGAAUGGCUGCUACCCUGAGAGAUGACAGCCAUGAAUCAGAGACUAAGUAUGAAGAAUAUGGUUACAAUGCCCAGCUCAGUGACAGGAUAUCAUUGGACAGGUCCAUCCCUGACUACAGACCAAAAAAGUGCAAACAGAUGACCUACCCAGAUGACCUGCCCCAGAUCUCUGUGGUCUUUAUAUUUGUAAACGAGGCGCUCUCUGUCAUCCUGCGCUCUGUGCACAGCGUUGUGAAUCACACCCCAUCGCACUUGCUCAAGGAGAUCAUUCUGGUGGACGACAACAGUGACAAUGUUGAGCUAAAAUUUAAUCUGGACCAGUAUGUCAAUAAACGAUACCCAGGUCUGGUGAAAAUAGUGCGCAAUAACAAACGAGAAGGACUGAUUCGAGCCAGAAUCCAAGGCUGGAAGGCAGCAACCUCUCCUGUGGUCGGAUUCUUUGACGCUCACGUUGAAUUCAACAUUGGCUGGGUGGAACCUGCGCUUACCCGGAUCAAAGAAGAUCGAAAGCGGAUCAUCUUACCAGCAAUUGACAAUAUCAAGUACAACACUUUUGAAGUGCAGCAAUACGCCAAUGCAGCGCACGGCUAUAACUGGGGCCUCUGGUGCAUGUACAUAAUCCCACCGCAGGACUGGCUCGAUAAAGGGGAUGAGUCAGCUCCCAUCAGGACACCAGCCAUGAUUGGAUGCUCAUUUGUAGUGGACCGAGAGUAUUUUGGUGAGAUUGGCUUGCUUGACCCUGGUAUGGAGGUCUAUGGAGGAGAAAACAUUGAAUUAGGCAUGAGG